UCGUCAUUCCUCAUCUCAUGUUAAGUAGUUACACACACAGGAAUUUGAAUUCCUCUCGUCAAACUCCUCAUUCCCUCUUCUCAUCAAAUAUAAGAUAAAUCCUCUGCUUUCAGAAUUAUUAUCGCGUUUCCAGAAAUCGAUUCAUUCAAAGGCACUCUGAGAUUCUGCGAAGAUGAAUGAUCUGAUGACAAAAUCCUUUGUUAAUUACGUAGAAUUGAAAAAACAAGCAAUGAAAGAUCUUGAAACUGGUCCUGACAUUGAGAUUGGUCGACUCGGUCCUACUGAUGAAGAAAAUCUCUCUCAAUUCUUUGAAGAAGUUAGCAUAAUCAAGAAAGAAAUGGAAGACGUCACAAACUUGCUUAUUGAUCUUCAGGAUUUGAACGAAGAGACAAAAUCGACACACAGUGUUAAGGUUUUACGCGGGUUAAGAGAUCGAAUGGAUUCAGACAUGGUUGCGGUUCUUCGAAAGGCGAAAAUCAUUAAAGCAAGGUUAGAAUCGCUUGACAAAUCUAAUGUGACUAAUCGGGAGAUUUCUCUGAUGUAUACAGAAGGGAGUCCAGUUGAUAGGACUCGAAUUUCAGUCACAAAUGGGUUAAUAAUUAAAUUGAGAGAUUUGAUGAAUGAUUUUAAGACAUUGAGGGAAAAAAUUGUGUUAGAACAUAAAGAAGGUUUGAAAAGGAGGUAUUUCAAUGCCACAGGUGAAAACCCAAGUGAUGAAGUGAUAGAUAAGAUGAUUAAAGAAGAUGGACAGGUUGAGAUUUUCGCAGGGAAAGCAGAAAAGGAUUUGGAGAAUCUAGAGAGGCAAAAAGCUGUCAAGGGGAUACAGAGAAGUUUAAUGGAGUUGCACCAAGUUUUUCUUGAUAUGGCAGUUUUGGUUGACGGCCAAGGGGAGCAGAUGGACAAUAUCGAAAUGAAUGUUGCGCGUGGCCGGGAAAUGAUAAACGGUGGUACUGAUCAGCUUUCAGUGGCUGAUUCGAUGAAAAAGAGGGACAGGAAGAGUUAUAUCUUGUAUGGAGUUUGGUUUUUAGUCAUUUUGUUGAUUUUGAUAGGGUUGGUAUCAAAAUCUAAGAAGAAUUAAAGUAGUAGAAGUAGCAUUAGUAAUUCAUUAUCAAUGUGAACCAUUUUUAGGUUGUAUUCCUUCAUCUUUUAAA
Messenger RNA from Papaver somniferum (opium poppy), 1151 nucleotides. RefSeq names its product syntaxin-112-like. The coding region runs from base 173 to 1078 and encodes 301 amino acids. The record is from RefSeq and is a predicted model, not a curated record. The transcript is spliced from 2 exons. Lineage: Eukaryota; Viridiplantae; Streptophyta; Magnoliopsida; Ranunculales; Papaveraceae. Gene Ontology annotation, molecular function: SNARE binding; SNAP receptor activity. Gene Ontology annotation, biological process: intracellular protein transport; exocytosis; vesicle fusion. Gene Ontology annotation, cellular component: plasma membrane; endomembrane system; SNARE complex.